AUGCAGCUGCAAGAACAGUCUGACGUGUUUUCAAUGCAACGAACUCUCGUCGCCCGUUCUUUCAAGCCUGGCUUUGUUCUUUACAGCCCAGACUUCAAGAAAUGUUGCGGCGACAAUCCACGACUCAUCUUGGCAGAAACACGCAACAACAGAUUCGCCCACGAAGCCGGCGUCUACAUUCCUUCCACCAACUCGAACUACUUUACAUCCAACUACCAAGAUGGCGGCAGCGUCGAAGUCUUCGCGACCAAUUGCAAAGACUUCACAACGACGGCUUUGGAUCAAGCCGUCGUCAAACAACUACCCAACGCCAACGGAGCAUGCAAUUACCGCGAUAAGGUACUCUUCUGCGUGCAAGGCUCGCUCUCCCAACCGUCGGCCCUCAUCCUCCUUGACCCAAAAUCCCUCGCAUGUGAAACGCUCCUCGACAACUUUUAUGGCAAACCCUUCAACAGUCUCAACGACGUCGUCGUACACCAUCCUACUGGAGACAUCUGGUUCACCGACCCUACUUACGGACACCAGCAAGGCUUUCGACCGCAUCCGCAGUUACCCAGCCAAGUCUAUCGCUUUCGUCCAUCGACUGGCCAAGUCUGGGCCGUGGCGGAUGCUUUCGCAGAGUGUAAUGGGCUCUGCUUCAGUCCGGAUUAUCGCAAGCUGUAUGUGACAGAUACUGGCGCUACGAGAGCUGUUGGCCUGGACGGGAACGAGAUCGAUUCGACGAAACCGAGUUCCAUCUAUGAGUUUGAAGUGUCUGGUGGCGGGACAAGAGUGAGGAAUCGGACUCUUCUUGCUCACUGCGCCUUCGGUGUGCCUGAUGGCAUCAAGUGCGAUACGCAGGGGAACGUGUAUUCUGGCUGUGGUGACGGUAUCCAUGUGUGGGAUCCGGAGGGAACGCUUCUGGGCAAGAUAUACACCAAGACCUUGGUAGCCAAUUUUAAUUUCUCGCCUGCAGGAGUCUGGGUUUUUGCCGAGGAGAAGCUGUACCUAUGUACAAUUGGAGCGCGUGGAGCGUUAGCAGAGGUUGAAGGCCAUAAACCAGGAGUGUAG
Molecule: messenger RNA, 1050 nt
Organism: Zasmidium cellare ATCC 36951
Lineage: Eukaryota; Fungi; Ascomycota; Dothideomycetes; Mycosphaerellales; Mycosphaerellaceae
Exons: 3
Coding region: 1-1050 (349 amino acids)
Source: RefSeq, a predicted model, not a curated record